AUGGAGCAGCAGUCAACUUGUUGCCCAAAACUUAUCCCAGUUACCAUCUCUAUAACAGGCUUCACAGAAGACAAGCAAAUAGCCAAAGGGAUCCUACCAGUCAACCUCAAUGUAGGAUCUAGAAGUUGUGUAGCAGCCUUCUUUAUGGUGGAUGACAAGGCCAAGUUUGGCAUUCCCCAAACUAUUACUGUUAAUAAUGUGACAGUAUUUGAAGGUAGUUCAGUGAGGACUUUUGUUGGCAACUUUGGCAUGAGUAUAAUUAAAUCUACUCCUUUGUACGCUCAGAAUAAUAGACAAGCAGAAUCAUUCAAUAAAGCCAUCAAGAAAGGGAUUCAAAGAAUAAUUGAAGAUAAUCCCAGUGAUUGGCAUAAUAUACUCUCAGAAGUUCUAUGGGCCUAUGGGACUUCGAAAAGACCAAGCACUAGAGUUACUACAUUUACCUUAGUAUAUGGACAUGAUGUUGUGCUACCAGUUGAGAUCAAUAUUAAGUCUUUUAGAGUCAAAGCACAAGAUUAUUUUGACAAAGAGCAAUGUGUUCAAAGCAUGUGCAUGGAAUUGGAAGCUAUAGAUGAAACCAGAAUUUUGGCCUUAAACCAAAUGCUAAUCUAG
Camellia sinensis is the source of this 609-nucleotide messenger RNA. The record is from RefSeq and is a predicted model, not a curated record. NCBI's taxonomy places the organism in Eukaryota, Viridiplantae, Streptophyta, Magnoliopsida, Ericales, Theaceae.